Messenger RNA from Pichia membranifaciens NRRL Y-2026, 540 nucleotides. RefSeq lists its product as hypothetical. Bases 179 to 463 code for a protein of 94 amino acids. Lineage: Eukaryota; Fungi; Ascomycota; Pichiomycetes; Pichiales; Pichiaceae. The transcript has a single exon. The record is from RefSeq and is a predicted model, not a curated record.
CGAAGGGCUGGAUAUAGUUCGAAAAAAGCUUUGUACAUUUUUUUCUGAAAUCAAAGUGGUGGAAUAGUCAGCCACAUGGUCGUUCCGUUUUGCCCGACGUAUGAAGCCAUUUCUCUGAUUUUCCUGUUCUUUGAAACUUUCAAAAGGCUCGUACACGACAACGGAGUACACUGUACUAAUGAUAGAGCUGAACAAGCGUUUAUUUGCCACCGCCAAUCGUAUUUUGAACGGCAACUCCAGGUGGCUCGUAAUAACCUGGAGUACAUUCUGCGGGAGAUCGCAUAUAUUCAUUGUCUGUUUCUUUGUUGUCCGUGGCCAAGCUAAGGGCGUUUUAACUCAAUAUGUGUAUUCUUUCACCAACGAGAAAUGCUUGUUUCUGGCUGGUGAAGCUUUUGGCAGUGCUGUCAGCUCUGUAGUUCCUGUUGGAAAGAGAAACGGAAUUCUUUGGGAGGUGAAAAAAUAGAAAUUAUAUGAAAGCAAAGUUUGUUAGAAAUUACCCAAGUGGUCCACUGUUGUCCAAUUCUUUCUCCUCCUACUUCU